UACAGUAUGUCAGCGAAAGGACGAGACACGGAGGUGUAUCUCGACACAAAUUGUUCUAGAAUGCAAACGAUAUUCUCCUUACAGACGAACUUCGGUACUGUACUGCAUUGACUUGAAGGACAGUGAGGUGUGCAGGUGAAACGAUAGAGGGAGAAGAAAUGCACCAUGGCUGUGGCCUAACUGUCCAUCGGGGGUCUGCGCAUCCGCUGAUCUCCCUGCACCUGUAAAUUAAGAUGAUGUGGUUUGUAGCGUGUGUUCGGCGUUAACAAAGCGAAGCAUCAACGAUAGCGAAGCAGCAUGACGCGGCUCCGCAGAAAACCUCUGGCCGCUCUUUUCCUCUUCACGCUUUUUGUCUUGGGCACAAUGAUGGGCCUACGGACGCUAAGACCCAGCCAUGGCUUCUCGAACGUCGCCCCCAGCAGUGACUUUACCAAACGGCGGUUGGACGUCAGAGAGGCGGUGGUGUCGCAGGCUCACUACUUUUCGGGAGGCAGUUUUGGCAACACAAAGAUGCACAUUAGCACGUCGAAUGGCGACAAGAAGAUAUUUUACGACGUGCACAUCUUCUACUACCUUUGGUACGGCUCCCCCAGCGUAGACGACAAGUACAUUCACUGGGACCAUGUGCUGGUGCCACACUGGGACCCAAAGAUCGCGGCGAGCCAUGUCCACGGCGGGCACACGCCCCCUGAAGACAUUGCCUCAAGUUUUUACCCAGAGCUGGGACCCUACAGCUCUAGAGAUCCAGAGGUUCUUGAGUCACACAUGGCCCAGAUAGUAGAAGCUGCCGCAGGAGUGCUAGUUUUGUCCUGGUAUCCUCCUGGGGUACCAGAUGACCACGGGGAACCCACUGAAGACCUGAUUUCUGCUGUUAUGGACGCGGCCCACAGACAUAACAUCAAGGUUACCUUUCACAUGCAACUAUACAAAGGACGGACGGAGCAGACUCUGCAUGACAAUAUCAAGUACAUCACCGAAAAGUAUGGAAAACAUGGUGCUUUCUACAGAUACAGGUCCAACACCGGGCAAAUUCUUCCUCUCUUUUAUGUCUAUGACUCCUACCUGACACCACCAGAGUCCUGGGCUAAACUGCUGACUGCUAAGGGCUCACACAGCAUCAGAGGAACACCUUACGAUGCCAUUUUCAUGGCCCUGAUAGUUGAGGAACGCCAUAAACAUGACAUUCUAACUGGCGGGUUUGACGGCAUGUACACAUACUUUGCCUCCAAUGGUUUUUCUUUUGGCUCCUCCCACCAGAACUGGAAAGCUAUCAAGGGCUUCUGUGAUGCAAAUAACCUGCUCUUCGUCCCAAGUGUGGGUCCUGGAUAUGUAGACACAGCUGUCCGACCAUGGAACAGACAUAACACCAGGGAUCGGGUAAAUGGACGUUACUAUGAGACCUCCCUCCAGGCAACACUAUCUGUCAGACCAGAAAUUGUCACCAUUACUUCUUUUAACCAGUGGCACGACGGUACACAGAUUGAGAAAGCUGUACCCAAGAAGGCGGCAACACGUUUGUACUUGGAUUACCGACCUAAUCAGCCAAACCAUUACCUAGGGCUUACACGACAGUGGGCAGAGAAUUUCUACAAAGAGAAAGACAAAUGGCUGAUAUGAACCAGAUCAUUUUUUGCCAUGAUAGAUUCCCACAAACUAUAUUUAUUCAAUGUUCAAGGGUUUUAAACAUCGACUUCUGGUUGAGCAGUGAAAUAGAUGGCAAUGUAGAUAGAAGCUCCGCUAGACUAAUAAUAAUAAUAAUAAUAACAGCUCCAACUAACAACAAACCAAAUUCAAAAUUUUACUCAAACAAGGAAUGAAAAGGGGCAGACAGCAGAGUAGCCGAAGGAAUCUGAAAACACAGAAGAGUGAGCCUAAACUCGUAAUGGAAACAAACGCGGAUGCCAAAGAUGGCAGAGGGACAAGAGCCCCACAGCAGACGCUACAUAAAUAUUUAGCAGAUAUCACUAAAGAGAGAAGGAAACUUAUGAAAAACGACCCAGUGGUUUUCAAAGUAGAACUCAACACUAACUUCAGACAGGAAUUUGCCAAUUUCAUGGUAUAUGUUAAAGAGAAACUACAAGUAAGCCGUGACUACAAGAAGACAAAAAAAAACUUCAGCAAUGCUCAGGCACGUAUUGAGGAGCUUGAGACAUUUAACAUGGAAGCUAAAGAAGCGCUGUUGGCAGUGCUUCGAGAACAGAAGAAGUUACAAGAAAAGGUAACCGACUUGCAAGGUAGCUCUCGUAGAAAUAAUGUGAGAACAUUUGGGGUCUUGGAGGGCACGCUUUAUUGAGGAACUACUACAUAGGGAACUAAUAUUACCUGAGGGGAUCAGCCUACUGAUGCAACGGGCACACCGAGUGAAUACAAGGAGACCAGACCUGACCCACGAUCCAUAAUUGUCAACUUUCUGAGAGAUGAUUCUGAAAAAGGCAUAGCAGAAAUGGAUUAAACUAAAUAACACAACCAUAUUCUUUGAUUACGACUACCCAGUGUAGGUGGUACAGAAAAGCAAAGCUUACACCAAAAUUAAAGAUAUCUUGGAGGCUAAAGGCAUCAGGUUUCAGACUUGCAGCUUAUCAGAAUACACUGGAGCCUGGCAACAGCAAAGCAGCAGAGAACCAGGAAAAUUGCAGGAGUUUUGGAGACCCAGUGAUACAGAAAACAACUGAGACACAGAAGGUGAAGUUGUGAAAUCUUGUUUUAAUUAAGUUUUUGUUACAAGUAAGUAAACUGGAGUUAUGGCCACGGCUCUCCUUCUAACAUUGCUGUUGUAUUCAGUAUAUGUUGCCACUGUUUUAUAAGUACCACAAGGUGUCGCCUCCGGACCUGAAGAAACAGGAAGUGUGUUCGCUACUUCCGGGCAGAGAAGAAGAUAGCUGCAGGUGCCGGUGUCAGUUAGCUCCCAGGAAAAAUAUUGUAUGUUGGAAUUUUGGAAUUGGAUAAAAGUGCAAACUCGA
Molecule: messenger RNA, 2960 nt
Organism: Cynoglossus semilaevis (tongue sole)
Lineage: Eukaryota; Metazoa; Chordata; Actinopteri; Pleuronectiformes; Cynoglossidae
Gene: maneal
Product: mannosidase endo-alpha like
Exons: 5
Coding region: 298-1617 (439 amino acids)
Molecular function (GO): alpha-mannosidase activity
Source: RefSeq, a predicted model, not a curated record